This is a messenger RNA of Branchiostoma floridae (Florida lancelet), 2539 nucleotides long. Its product is annotated as guanylate-binding protein 2-like. The record is from RefSeq and is a predicted model, not a curated record. The transcript is spliced from 9 exons. NCBI's taxonomy places the organism in Eukaryota, Metazoa, Chordata, Leptocardii, Amphioxiformes, Branchiostomatidae. Gene Ontology annotation, molecular function: GTP binding; GTPase activity. The coding region runs from base 5 to 1723 and encodes 572 amino acids.
UACCAUGGAAGGUCCAACACAACUGACAAUAACGCGGAUGGUGGACAACCGGAGACAGAUCUACAUCUCACCCGAAGCGGAGAGGAUCAUCUCCAACCUCCAGCCUCGCUCCGUGGACGUGGUGGCAGUGGUGGGGCCGAUGAGGAAGGGAAAGUCCCAUUUAGCAAAUCUCCUGUGCAAAAGGAAGGCUGGAUUUCCACUUGGAGACAAAUUGGAAUCGGAAACAAAAGAUUUUUGGUUCUGGAUCGUUCCCCACCCUGUUCAGAUAGAUCGUUAUCUUAUGGUCAUCGACACUGAAGGCUUGGGCGACUACUCCGAUGAGGAACAGAACGAGAAAGACAUGAAGAACCUUGUUUUGGCCACUCUGCUUUCAAACCACCUGGUAUUCAACCUCCAGGGAAACCCAGACCACAGCUUUGUUUCUAAUCUGAGGUUGAUGGGAGAUCUCGCAGAUCGUAUCCGUGUACAGAAAGAUGGAAACGACGAUGGUAGCAACCUUGGUGAGCACUUCCCGGGGCUAUGGGUUACCGUGCAACAGGCGCACCUAAAACCACCUGAAAGGAACGGUAAACCCCUGACCCCUGAUGAGUUUCUGGAGGACAUGCUGAAGCGAAAAGAUGGCCACACAAAAUCAAUCCGUUCCCACAAUGAGAUGACUGACGCAGUGAAGGCUUUCUUCCCGAAGCGGCAUCUCCGAAUGAUUCCUGCACCCUCCAUUGACACGGAUGUCUUGAGCAACCUUGACAAGGUGACGGAUAACGAACUACAAAAGAAAUACAUGGAUACUGUCGGCAAGUUAACCCAUGAGAUCUGGAACUCUGGUCAGGUCAAAAGGGUUAAUGGAGAUGACAUAAAGACAACAGGCCUUAUUCACGCCAUGAAGUACUACGUCGACGCCAUCAACGACCCAAACGCCGUUCCAUCUGUCAUCGGCGCUCACGAGGCCAUGGUGGAAGGGGAGUGUCGUAGGGCUUCGAACGAGUGCAUGAAACAAUUCCAGAAAACUGUGGAGAAAAAAAUAAAGCCACUGAUGCCGACUGACGAGGAGACCUGCAACAGAAGGAUCACAACAGCGGCAGAGGAUGCCGUUUCGAAGCUGACUCCAGACGUGGGGAAAUGGGACAAAGACGGAACAUGGAAGGAAGGUCUCCAGGAAAAAAUGGAAGCAGAACGUCUUGGGUUGCUCAAGAUUAACGGCUCCAAGUCAAAGGAUGUCUGCGAAAAGAUCAUGGGGGAAGCUGACAAAAGUGUCCGACAGAAAGUGGAAAGUGGUGGCUACAACAGAGUCGGGGGGUUCGACAUGUAUGUAAAGGACAUGGAGGGUGUGAUCCGCACCUACAAUCAAAAAGCUUCUGGAAAAGGCCCUUCAUUUGAAAAGGUCCUUAAGACCUUUCGCGCAACGGAGGAGACAAGGAGGAACACGAUCAAGCACGCAGCUCGAAAGGCAGAAGAGGAUGACAGCCGAUUCAAGGAAGAACAGAAGAAGAGACGAGAGGCUGAGGAGGCAAAAGAGAGGGUCGCUGAAAGGGAAAGGCAAGCAAGGGCUGAAGCAGAGAGGGCCAAUGAGAGGCUGAUGGAAAGGGCUCAAGGCAACGGAGGUGGCAUGGGUGCAGCUGAUGUGGCAGGGAUGGGCUUGUAUGCUGUGGGGCAGGGGUUGAGAGGCAUGGCUUAUUUACUUGCGCUCGCGUUAGAGGAAUCAGCGCGAAGGAAUAAUGGGCCAUAAGUUUGAGCCCACUUGAAACAAAUACAAAUGAGUGCCUAAAAUCACACCUUGACCAUGCCGAAGAACCCACAAUACUUAUCAAUAAGGGUAUACCCAAGUGUGAGUGGAUUUAGCAAGUCUUAUUUCAUUCAUUACGAAACCUUAAUCUUAAGGUAGUGUUUCGCCUUGAAGGGAUUUCUUUUCUUCUGGUGGUAGGAUACUGGAGAAAACAAAAACAUAAUAUCAUGUCUACGAUACGGUGUAUCGGGUUAAGCUUUGCUUUGGUUGCUUCACUGUGAUUUGAAAACGAGGCAUGCAGCGACAGGAGAAACCACUGUAGUAUAGACAAAGAAUUAUAGACUUUAUUAUAACCUCUAUGAAAACAGAGGCAUCCUAAUCCCAUGGUGUGUUUGUUUUUUUGUUUACUGACAGUGGUGUGUAUGUCCGCAGUUAUACAAUCUGCAUUGAAAUAUCAGUUCAGUAUUGUAAAUACAACAAUACAGUUUUUCUUUGUAACGAACGCACUGUUAUUAUGUAUAAAAUCAAGAUUCUCACCAAGAAUAUUACCAAGUAAAUCAAGACCUGACAUAUUCAUUGUGAUAUUAUGUUUACGUCGGUGGCAAAAUGUAAUGCUUUUAGCUUGACAUGUCACAUCACACAAUAACGUACACUAUGAACGAGCCGGAACGAAAGCUUACCCUGAUGUAUAUGUAUCAUACAUGCAUACAAUGAUAAACUGAUACAUGUUAACUUUAAUAAUUUUUAGUUUUUCACAGGUCGUUCAUAUAUUGUUGGUGUAGACUGCUUGGUUGAAAUUAAAGUCUUACUUUAAAUGAG